AAUAAAAGGACAUUGGUGAGCAAGAAGUACGAUUGCGGAGCGGAGGGAAGCAGUAGAAGAAAAUGGAAAGCUCGGCGAUUCUGAGAGAGUGGUUCGAUCGGGUCGACUCGGAGAAAAUCGGCAGUAUCACUGCUAUUCAACUCAAGAGUGCUUUUGCAAUUGGAAAUUUAGAAUUUCCUAUCUCUGUUGUCCAGCAAAUGAUCAGGAUGUAUGAUUUUGACAAGAAUGGAACUAUGAGUUUUGAAGAGUUUGUUGAACUUAACAAGUUUCUGCUGAAGGUGCAACAUGUGUUCUCAGACUUGGAGAGGGGUCGUGGAUUCCUUGUCCCAGAUGAUGUUUACGAGGCGUUGAUAAAAAUAGGAUUCCACCUCGACUCUCCUGCAUUAUACACUGUGUGCGAGAGUUUUGAUAGGAACAAGAAUGGAAAAUUCAGGCUUGAUGACUUCAUAUCUCUUUGUAUCUUUGUACAGUCUGCACGGAACCUUUUUGAUUCAUUUGAUACAGGCAAGCAAGGCCGAGUGACUCUUGAUAUCAACCAAUUUAUCUACUGCACUGCUAAUUGUAGAAUCUAAGGCCGUCAUCUCACUAUCCAGUUUCCAGUUGCUGAGUAUGACCUUAGCCUCACUGCUAUUAGCAUUGGUGACUUGAAAGUAAGGUGCUUUGUGCGAUUUUCUGUAAAAUGCAAUGAUUUAAGAAGAGGCUAGAGCAACCGGUGUAUGGUUGGAGUACCAAGGAUUCUUUUUGUUCGUGCACAAGUUAUACCAGGAUUGUAAUGCAUGGAUUGAUAUACAAUGUACAUUUAAAACUUGUACCUUAGCGCAUAUUAAUUGCUUUAUCAAACUUGUUGGUUUUAUUGUUGUGUGAAUAAAAUAAUAUUUAGAAUCA
This is a messenger RNA of Nicotiana tabacum (common tobacco), 885 nucleotides long. RefSeq lists its product as uncharacterized. The record is from RefSeq and is a predicted model, not a curated record. Lineage: Eukaryota; Viridiplantae; Streptophyta; Magnoliopsida; Solanales; Solanaceae. Gene Ontology annotation, molecular function: calcium ion binding.